AUGGACUGUGGAAAUUCCGACGACGGUACCGGCGGUACAGAGGCCGCUGUAACUUCAAACUCAACAGAUCGCCGUGGUGACGGCUUCAGCCCCUCCGACCCCACAGAACAGCAGGAUCACAAGCAGACAGCAGCUUCCGAUUCCCAGCCAGAAGAGCCGAUGGAGUCAGCGCCGAGUGCCGCAGCAGCCACUAACAGCCACCAACAGCCGAUGUCGCUCCGCACCGCGACUGAUCCUGAGCGCCCUACAGUGUUCAGUGCCGUGCUCGGGCCCUCUGGCAGCGCCGCCGCCGCUCCCGACCUCGGCCGCGGCCAGACGCCGCGGGCCGGCCGGCGUGCCUCGCGCCGGCGCAUGCGCAGUGCUCGCCGGCCGCCGCGGCUCCGCCCGGCCGCGCCGGCCUCCGCCGCCCGCAGUCUCGGCCUGCCUCUGCCGCCGCCUCCGCCGCUGCCGGCUUCCGACGACGCACAGUGCCCGCUCCGCCCCGCCAGCUGCGCGCCUCCGCCACGCGUCACAUCGCUCCCGCGCCGGGCCGGCAUGGCUCGCUGCCUGCGCCCCAUCGGCGGCUGA
This is a messenger RNA of Schistocerca gregaria, 567 nucleotides long. RefSeq lists its product as uncharacterized. Bases 1 to 567 code for a protein of 188 amino acids. Lineage: Eukaryota; Metazoa; Arthropoda; Insecta; Orthoptera; Acrididae. The transcript is spliced from 2 exons. The record is from RefSeq and is a predicted model, not a curated record.